Dimorphilus gyrociliatus is the source of this 1588-nucleotide messenger RNA. The record is from the annotation of a GenBank genome assembly. Lineage: Eukaryota; Metazoa; Annelida; Polychaeta; Dinophilidae.
GGAAGAAAAUAGAUUUUGUAUUUCUAGUUCUAUUAACCAUUUUAGUAGUAUUGAAAUUGUAUUUUCCCUUCUCUAUUUAUGAUUUAUAUAUCACAUUCAAUUUACUUUUUCAACUCUUAUAUGGUUGAAUGACAUGAGAUAUUUCAAGUAUACGGUAAUCCUCUAUCUUUGGAAUUUUUUCUUCAAUCUUAAUUGUAAAGCCUUGACGUGUGACGAUAUUAACUGUGAAAGAAUAUGGGGACAAUGGUCUGCUUGUUCAAAGUUGUGUGGUAAGACAAAUAGAACUGAAAUAUAUAAAAAUCAUCAAUUAUCUUUGAAUUGCCCCAAAAUUGAAAAAUGUGCAAAAGAGGAGAGUGAAUACUGCAAUUGCAGAUCAGAUUGUGAAAAUGGUUUUUUCGGUUGUUGCUGCGAUAUAGAUAUUGACGAAUGCAAAGCAAUUCCCAGUCCUUGCUCUCAAAGAUGCGUCAAUACGAGAGGAUCAUAUAGGUGCGAAUGUUAUGAUGGAUUCAUCUUAGAUGACAGUGGAAGAAAGUGUAUAGAUCAUGAUGAAUGUAAUACGAAUAACGGAGGAUGCAAGGAUGUAUGCCAAAACAGUUUAGGAUCAUAUUCCUGUUCCUGUCGGAGUGGUUAUAAUAUAGGUAAUGAUGGAAUUUCUUGUAUAGUUAACGAUUUCUGUUCCUCGAAUAAAAGAAAAUGUUCUCAAAUAUGUAUAAAUACACAGACAAGUUCGAAGUGUUCAUGUUAUCCUGGAUAUAAAUUAGACAAUGAUGGCAUUACGUGUUCAGAUAUUGACGAAUGUGAAGAGAACGAACACAAUUGUUCUCAAUUGUGUUAUAAUACGCAAGGAUCUUUUAUAUGUUCUUGUAAAGUUGGAUAUCGUCUAAAAUUUAAUACAAAAUGUUUAGAUAUAAACGAAUGUGCAGAAAAUGAUCAUAGCUGUUCGCAUAUAUGUAAUAAUUCUCCGGGAUCUUUUAGCUGUAGUUGCCCUUUCGGUUAUAGAUUAGACGGCGAUAAAGUCAACUGCGAAGAUGUUAAUGAGUGCCGAACUAAUGUUUGUGAUCAUGUUUGUGAAAAUACCGAAGGAUCUUAUAACUGUCACUGUAAAGAUGGUUACAAAUUUAAUAAAACUAGCCAAUUAUGCGAAGAUAUUGAUGAAUGUUCAACAGAAGGACAAAAAUGUGAACAUUCUUGUGAAAAUACUCCAGGACAUUUUAAUUGUUUAUGCUCAUUUGGCUUUGAAAUAGACCAUAAUAAAUACGAUUGUAAACUAAAUUUAACAAUAAAAAUCAUCAUUGGUGCAUGUGGUUUCGUUGUUCUAAGCGUGACACUAAUAUUGAUAGCAUGUUGUAUCUACUGCAAGACAAGAAGAGAUACGAGUUAUAAGAAAACAAGAAAACGCAUAAAGAAUGUUUUAAAAAAGACAUCUGAUUAUAAAGAAGAUAUAAAGCGACAGAAAUAUAUGGGAUCUCAUAUACCAGCAACAUUUAGGGAAACCAAUCAAAGUACUAAUUUGCAAGUAAUAAAUAUAGAAGGAACCAAUAAUUCAUCCUCAUCCGACUACGUAAAUGAAUGUUUUUCAGAAUUUUAG